Diabrotica virgifera virgifera (western corn rootworm) is the source of this 947-nucleotide messenger RNA. RefSeq lists its product as uncharacterized. Lineage: Eukaryota; Metazoa; Arthropoda; Insecta; Coleoptera; Chrysomelidae. The coding region runs from base 11 to 526 and encodes 171 amino acids. The transcript has 2 exons. The record is from RefSeq and is a predicted model, not a curated record.
UCCAAGUUGGAUGGCAAUCAGCGUGAGAGCAACGGUGCAAGGUGGGGUCGAUCAGCGGAACAGCAACGGUCCUAGGUGGAGGCGGUCAACGGGACAGCAACGGUCCAAGGUGGAGGCGAUCAGCGGGACAGCAACGGUCCAAGGUGGAGGCAGUCAGUGGGACAGCGACGGUCCAAGGUGGAGGCGAUCAGCGGGACAGCAACGGUCCAAGGUGGAGGCGGUCAGCGGGACAGCGACGGUCCAAGCUGGAGGCGAUCAGCAGGACAGCAACGGUCCAAGGUGGAAACGUUCAGCGGGACAGCAAUGGUCCAAGGUGGAGUCGAUCAGCGGGACAGCAACGGUCCAAGGUAGAGGCGGUCAGCGGGACAGCAACGGUCCAAGUAGAGGUAAUAGGAUCACCGGAACAGCCGAUAACGAUUCGAUUCAAUUUCAACACCGCGAGCCUUGCUUCUGGGUAUGCAGACGAUUCUUUGAAUCGUCCCACCAGGGGUACCAAAUUAUGUGUAGGACGCUUCACCUGUGGUAAAAGGACCUGGUGAAUAUCUCCUGUCCUUCACACAAGAGGGGAACCAGCUUCUAUAGUGGUUGAUAUAAUUAGACUCUGAUAUUCUUUGUCGAGUCGAAGCAAGGUGUAAAUCGGUGUUGAAAUGAUUAAAAUACGUGUGAGAUAAUUAGUUUAUUUAACACAAACACUAAUAUUUACAAGUAUCGUACAAAAUAAUUAUUAUUGUUUUUACUACAACAAAAAAACAUACAUAAAUUUGCUAUGUGCAAUUGACAGUAAAGUGAACCGCGAUUUAAGAGUGAAACAUGUGAUUAGUAACAAGUGAGAGAAGAUUCGCGUGAAAAACCGUGUAAUGCGAUAGGAAAAUACGAGACGUGAAUACUUUCAGAGUUGAGCGAGAGACGCGACCGAUUAGCUCGGUAGUUGACGAAUAAGUGGUUGA